This is a messenger RNA of Ruditapes philippinarum (Manila clam), 1160 nucleotides long. Its product is annotated as neuroendocrine convertase 2-like. The coding region runs from base 18 to 1160 and encodes 380 amino acids. NCBI's taxonomy places the organism in Eukaryota, Metazoa, Mollusca, Bivalvia, Venerida, Veneridae. Gene Ontology annotation, biological process: protein processing. Gene Ontology annotation, molecular function: serine-type endopeptidase activity. The transcript is spliced from 8 exons. Gene Ontology annotation, cellular component: trans-Golgi network; Golgi membrane. The record is from RefSeq and is a predicted model, not a curated record.
AUUUUGAUAGAAAAAAAAUGUUGGAAAAAAAUAUUUUAUUUACAAUAACCUUUAAUUGUUUUCUUUUGGUGCAAAUAUUAGGAAUUUCGAAUAGAUGUGUUUUAAAAGUUGAUGGACUUAUUAGUGAAACUCCACAACAACUUUGUGAUUUUAAAUCUCCAGAUAUACCCACGAUAGUUGAUAGUAAAGCAGAUAAUGCAUUUGCAAAAUGGAUUCAAAUGGGUGCAGCAGAUCCUAUGCCAGUUGACACAGAAAAUGAAAGUGAUUCACAUGAUCCACGGCAAAAUGCAGGCAAAAAUUAUGAUGAAAGUUUGAACUAUUUUGGUUUGCAUGUUGAAGAUGCCUGGAAAAAGGGUUACAACGGUAGUGGUAUUACAAUUGCUGUUACGGACAUAGGAGUUUCUGCUGACAUCGUUGACCUCAGAAAAAAUCUGAAUAUGGAUUUGGCUUAUAACUUCAUAGACAAAACAACAGACGUGUCUCCAGAAGACAUCGACAAUAACUAUAAGGCAGAGUCAAUGCGUUAUAUUGAUCACGGUAAUAGAUGCGCAAGUAUAAUAGCUGCUGAGAAAGGAAACGGAUUGUGCAAUGCUGGAAUUGCCUUUGCUGGAAAAGUUGUUCCGUUAAAGAUAUUUUCAUUGCUGCAUCAAUACAGAACAUUUAUCCUGCACACAACGGGCGACAUCAUGGGUGCUGCUUUAUCCUACCAUAACGAAGAUAUUCAUAUCUACUCAAAUAGCUGGUCGCCACCCACAAAAUUUGGACCACUUGAUGAUGCUAUGAAAAACGCUAUUUUUCAUGGAGCAACAAGAGGAAGGAAUGAGCUUGGGUCAAUAUAUGUUUUUCCGGAUGGUUCGGAUGGAAUUACUGGCAGUGGGCACGCAAACAGUAUAUAUACCAUUGCAGUCAAUAGCGUAAAUAUCGGAGGUUCCUUGCCAAAGAAUCCUGAAGUUAGCGCAUGCGUGAUAACAUCUGGCCUCGGUGAUGGGAACAGACUCACUACAAAUAGUAUGAUGACAUCAUCAUACAACAAUGCAUGUGUUGAAUCAUUCAAGGGCGUUUCGGCGGCUGUUGCUGAAGUGUCUGCUAUCAUAGCUCUAGUCUUACAAGCAAGGUAUCGACAAUUUUGUUAUCUUAUUUGUUUCGUAGACAUCCACUAA